Messenger RNA from Leguminivora glycinivorella, 621 nucleotides. RefSeq lists its product as uncharacterized. The coding region runs from base 1 to 621 and encodes 206 amino acids. Lineage: Eukaryota; Metazoa; Arthropoda; Insecta; Lepidoptera; Tortricidae. The transcript has a single exon. The record is from RefSeq and is a predicted model, not a curated record.
AUGAGGAUAAAUUACCGCAAGAAAAGACCAAAGCGAUCCAUUGUCUCACAUGAAAAAACUUUAGCAGAAGAAAGUGAGGAAGAGUUCAAAAAAGACGACAGAUAUAUGGCACCAAGGCCCAGACAGGAAAGGAAACGUGAUCGCCACCACCCGAACAAGAAGCAAAAAAGGAAAAAUAAGUAUGAAAAAUUUGAAAUCAACAACUAUAUCAACGAUGAUGAAUUCUCAGUAACUUCUUCUCAAGAAAAUGACUUCAUUCUCAAACAAGACAAGAACGACCGUAGUCGUGAUUUUGAACGAACCAUUUAUAUAGACCAGUUUGGCGAAGCUAAAGACACGAGAGCUACUCAAACUGAUGCCAAGCGCAAAGAAAAGUCCUCAAAGGGAGAGAAAUAUGACAAACCUAAAGAAAAAGAUGCUUCGUGGUAUGAGAAACGUGCCAUGCUUCGUACUGAGGCAAGAAAGAAACUAGAGCAUGAAUUAUUUGGGGACAACUCAAACAGUGGCUGGUAUUUCAAGCGCAUGCAGAAAAGAGAGCAAUGUCGCGUAAAGGGAGACAACAGUACUCACCGAAAGCACGAAAAAUCGAAGCGGGCCAUGAAUUUCAAGACCAAACGCUAG